This is a messenger RNA of Galleria mellonella (greater wax moth), 2207 nucleotides long. RefSeq names its product peroxisomal biogenesis factor 3 (gene Pex3). Bases 580 to 1701 code for a protein of 373 amino acids. The transcript has 2 exons. Gene Ontology annotation, biological process: protein import into peroxisome membrane. Gene Ontology annotation, cellular component: peroxisomal membrane. The record is from RefSeq and is a predicted model, not a curated record. NCBI's taxonomy places the organism in Eukaryota, Metazoa, Arthropoda, Insecta, Lepidoptera, Pyralidae. Gene Ontology annotation, molecular function: protein-macromolecule adaptor activity.
ACACUAUUCUGUGGUCGAGAGUCAACGAUAUUUGUCAGUGUGACUGAAAUUACCUCUGUUUCUUUAACUAGAAUUCAACUAUCAAAAAUAAUCUUUUUCAUUGAUUUAAUUCCAUUCUAUCAUUUUCCACCCAACCAUUAUAGAUUUUUACUUAAUCAUUUGACUAAAAAGAUUGUAAUUCUGUCAAUGGGCUUAGGAAAUCCAUGGUUAUUGAGUUUUUUCAAUUGUUUUAUUUUUUUCAAGGUACUACAAUAUUAAGUAUUUACUAUCGUGCUGAUUAUGAACGAUAAAGAAAGCGUGGAUCCACAAUUACAAGACUUCAUACUAGCUGAAACGCAGAAACAACGUUUUCAGGUUCUGGUACAUGGUUUAACAGAUACAUGUUGGGAUACAUGUAUGGGUUCUCCGAGCAAGCGUCUUGAUUCAAAAACUGAAGUAUGCAUAAUGAACUGUGUUGAAAGAUUUAUUGACGCUACAACAUUUAUAACUAAACGUCUAAUGAACACCACUAAAUACCGCUCUGAAGCUCCUCUUGAUUUUCAAUAAUUUUAAAAAAGUAAGUUUCACAUUAAAUUAACCAUGUUUUCUAGCAUUCGAAAUUUCUUGCACCGGCACAAAAGGAAGUUCAUUAUUACGGGUGCAGUAUUUGGAGGAUUGUACAUUUUAUCAAGUUAUGCCCAGAGAAAACUAAGAGAAUGGCAAGAAAAAGAAGCCAAAAAAUUCUUUGAAAUGACCCGUAAAAAACAACACUUUGAAAGUACUGAACGUACAUGUAAUCAAACUAUACUUUCUCUAUCAAAAAUUGUUUCUGAAAGUAUAUUAGGAUUAUUAAAUACAGAAGAAAUAGUUCAAAAAUUGCAAGAAAAUCCUGAAAAUAAAUUGGCACUAUGGGAACAAUUGAAACUAAUGAUUUUUACAAGAAUAUGUGUCCUUGUAUAUGCACUAAGCAUAUUACAAGUGACAUUAAGGGUUCAGCUAAACAUAGUUGGUGGUUACCUUUACAGAGAUUCUGUAAAUGAUGAUGACCCACUUAUAGAUAGUGAUUUGCAGGCAAGAUACUUAUCUUUAUGCCAUCACUUUGUUGGUCAAGGUGUAGAAGAUUUAGUGAAACAAAUUGAAAAGGCUGUGAAAAGAGUUGUAGAACCAGUUUCACUAAAAAAGAAAAUUACCCUACAAGAAGUGGAACAAUUGUUUUGGUCUAUACAAACUAUUUUAUGUACUGAUACUAUAGAUGGUGAUCCUGUAAAGAAAAUGGUACAUUACUUGGUUGGUCAUACAGAGAUAAAUGAAGCGAGACUGGACACCAUGGUAAAAGAGACAAUGGAUAUACUGGAGAGCGAUGAAGUGACAUCAAUUGCUAUGUCCUCAGUCAGUCGAAGCUUUUCAUCUGUAAUUGAUGAAAUAGCAAACUUAUUUGUGAACAAGUCACCUCCAACAACUAAGAACCAUUUGGAGAUUGAUGAACAUGUAAUAACAAAUGGAGCUUUGAAAUUAGGGGCAACUCCAGAUGGUUUUGUGGAUGUAAAUAAAGUUGAAUUACAUUUUGUCAAAUUGAUCCCUGUGGUCAAUGAGCUAAUUACCAAGAACACAUGCAAGGGUAAUACUAACAUUCCAGAUUUAUUAACACAGCAACUUAUACUUAAUGAAAAAUUGAAACUGUUAGGUGCAAAUAUCUAUGAAGUAUUUAGUAGUAGUUCAUAAAAUUAUAAGCCCAUUGAGCUCAUAUAAAUGUAUACAUAUAGUUAAACCUUUAAAUAUUUUAUGGUGAUUUGUUGUAGCUCUAGUUUUAUUUUGUAGAUUCAAUGGUAUAUAUUGAAACAUGUUGCUUUUAAUAUACAUACUUAUAUUUAGAGUAAUUCAUGAUAAUUAUUCAAGAUCUAGUUUUGUAUAAUACCCAUGACUAUUAGUUUAGGUGAGGUGUUAAGUUCUUUUUUAUAUUAUAAAGCAUUUCGGGGAAAUUAAUAAAAAUUAAAUUACACAAAUAUUUACAUUUCAUUAGUUGAGCCUAAGAAGUUACGUUAUGGUAACAUAUUGAUUCACUAGAAUAAAAAAUACAACUUACGAUAUGUAUGCUAAAUUACAUGACUAUAUGGAGCUUACUUCCAAUCCCAAUGGAUGUACCAGUGAUGUUAUAACAUAAACUUCAUUUCUGCUUUAUUAUGUAGUGAUAGUGAAAAAAGUUAUUAAAAACUUUUGUUUACCUACCA